AGUUAAUAUUUGUUGAAUGUAAUUAAAUAACGCUCCUCUUCAGGGACUAGGGGCAUUGAUGUGGUUUUCGUUUGAACACCUGUAGGCUCAGGAGGAAGCCUUUCUAUCCACUUGGAAUCAUUCAGCCUUGAAGCCAACCUGGCCUCCAGCUCUGCCUCCCCAGGCCCAGCAUCUCCUGCUCCGCCUGACUGUCUCUGUCUGAUUCUUGGGCACUUCCUUCAGGAUCCCAGAUGCCCCCUGGUUCUCAUACACAGACCAUGACACCCUUAACCCCAGAGACAACUUCUUAUAAAUAGGUCUUCCCAGACAUGGACACUCUCCAUAGCUAUUAAAUCAUGACUAUGUUCCAUACAAAGUUGUUAGUUUGGCUUCCUGCCUUGAAUGCCCACCUGGCCCCACUUUUCCCACAUAAGGCAUUUCUUCUUUGUCACAGAGGCCUAACGGUCUCAACCUCAGGUUGAAGCUGGUCACAGACAGGGGUGACCAGUGUCAGAUGGAGAGUCACGGCCCCAGCAAGGCCCCUGCAGUUUCCCAUCAGCCACCCCUCACAGCCUCCACUCAACGCUUCCUCAGGCAACCCACUCUUCCUGACCUUGCCUCCUCCCCUCUGCUGGCCUCUGGGUGUGGCCAAGCACCUGUUCCAUCUUUGUGUUGAUUCUUCUGCCCUAGCCAGUGAGGGCCCAGAGGAAUUCUGAGGUCUGAGCCUGCAACCACGGGCAAGCUACUGCCCUCCCCCCAAGGCACAAGCAGAAGAGCAGUCUGUGGCAAGGUGGUCAUCCUUGCACUCCCAUCUCCCACCCAAGCCCAGGUCUGGGGUAGGAGUAGGUGCAACUCCCAGGACCCUCCCCUGCCCCAGGUCCCACUUUCCACAAACCUGCCCCCUGCUGGCCAGCCAACUUUCUCCAAGGCUGAGGGCUCUGUGUGGCUUAAUAACUGCCUGGUAAUUAGCUCCACGAUUUUGCUACUAUGCUUAUAAUAGCCUCCAUUAAAGUUAUGGGGUUUUCAAGCCGUAAUGGCUUCCAGAGUAAUUAAUGCACAACUGGGUUUAUUGCUAAGUUUAUUUUUAGAGCUUUUCUCCCUCAUUCCCUCCUCCCUUUCCUUUCAUAAAUGUUUUGACCAAAAAGACUAGAUGGGAUCAAAAUGAUCUCCAGAGCCCCCUUACACCCUUGCCUACAUCCUUCCCCCAGAACCCGCUUCCUGCUCCCACCUCCAGGGAAAUUCUUGGACCCCACGGUGGAGGCAGCUUUUGCGAAGAAUGUUGAUUCUGAAGCAGCUCUAGGCCAGGGUCUUUGUGUAGACCUGUGCUCACCCUGCACCUGAGCCGGCUUUGAGGCUCUGGGACCUGGAACCUCUCUUCCUAUAGUCCCACUGACAGCAUGGAGGCAAAGGAUCAGUACUUAGGUCUGGCUUUACCAUGACCUCAUUACAGCCUUGGACAAGCACUGACCUUCUCUGGCCUCAGUGACUUCCUUGUGAAAUGGGGUUACAACGGUACCUGUGGCCAGAGGUGCCAUGAGGAUUGAGUGUGAUGUGUUGAGUGUCAUUUCUGAACAUCACCAAGUGCUGCCUAACAGCUUGUUAUUACGAACGACAGCCCAAGCAGACAAGCUUGGGGAGGUUGAGCAAGUGCCAGAGGUAGGAGGCUUGGGGUAAGGGGCUGCCCAGAGGGGGAAAAUGUAAAAGCAGGCAAGUGCAGGCACUGAGCAGGCUGAAUUUGCAUGCAGUAGAUUGGCCCAGAGCUUGCCUCUCUGGUGCUUUCUCCACCCUGGACUUAACCCUCCCCAAGAUGAAGGACAUUUGGAAAAGCUUCUUUUUUAAUCACUAAGAAUCCGAAGGAACUCUCCCAACCAGGCCUCCUAGGAGCUCCCCUGUCCUCCAUCAAAUGUGGCCUGAGGUCACCCAGCCAAACUGAGGCCUUGACUCAGCUCUUUGUAGCCUUGUCCGUGGCCUUGGAGUCGGGGGUGCAGGCUGGGGGUGGCAAGAGGUCACUCCACUUCGUCCUACUGAGCACACAAGAACCAGAUAAGCCUCCUGGGGUAGGACAUUGGGUUCUGUCACCUGAUGGGGGCCAUGAAAGAGGAGUUUUAGAAUUAUUCUCCCUGCUCUGUGUCCACAUCGUUUGUCCCUGCCUGUAACGUUUCAGCCUGGGGGACUUUCCAUUUCCCUGAGGAAGGUGGGGCCGCCUGUUUACCACCUGCCUCCAAGGAGAUGGUGGAGGGAGAGCGGGCCUCUCGUAGGCAGGCGGCUGGCGGGGACGCGCUGGCUGAAACAGCGGUGCUCUUCACUGGAAGACAUACUUCUUCCACAAGGUGACAAACCUAUUUGGAGAGAGGACCAGACAAGGAGAGGAAAACACACUGUUUCCCAAGCUGGGUGGGUGGGAGUCGGACAGAGGUUCUCCUUGACCUUGGCUCUUGACACUGCCAGAGGGGGAGAACAUGUGCUACCGGGGCUGGACUAGGCAGCUGCCAUUUCCAAGGCAUAUCACUGCCCAGGGCUGGGCGCUAGAGGCAGUGGGCAUGCCAGAACCAGCCAAGGGCUGCCUGGAUCCUGCAUCUUGCACAGGGCUCAGCACAGAAGGAGAAAGGAAGGCAGAGAAUAGGGUGUGACAGUCUCCACAGUGGUCAUGAGGGCUCCUUGCCUACUGUCCUUGUCACACAAGACAAGGCCCAGAGAAGGAUGCUGACAGACACUCACUCUGCAGAACUGAGGCUACCGGGCUCAUCCUACUUACAGAAAGGGAAUCUCUCCUGGAACCCCGUUGUUUGCAUUGUAAGUGUUGUCUCCUCAGCAUAUGACAGCCUCCACAGGGACCCUCUUCACCUUGCUGAUAUCCAAGCCAUGUGAAAUUCACAAAAAUUCCCAACGUGAUGUUGACAAAGGGAAGGCACUUGCUGCAUUUCCUUCUGGGGCCUCUCCCCAAAAACAUCUUUUGUUGGCCCUCACCCCAAAGUUGACCCCUUUAUCUAGGCUAUGAAAGAAACCAUCUGGACACAUGUGGACAUCAGAGUAGCUAACAGGUCUUGAGUUACUCACUCAAGGUACCAGACGCCAUUCUGUGGCCUUUGUGGGUAUGAACUGAUUUAAUUCUCAAAACCUUGUGAAAUAGGUAGUGAUCAUAUCCCGUUUCACAGAUGAGAAAACAGAGAGGCGCAGAGAGCACCCAUAACUUGGUAAAGAGCAUAUGGCUUAUUGGUGGCAGAGUUGGGAUUUAAAACAAGGCACGUGUGUCUCAAGGUCAUGCCCGUAACUUCUGUGCCCUGCUGAAUCAUGUAACUGGGCACCACCAUGUCCCCAUGCCUUGGGGGGACAGAAGUUCAUUUCAUUCAGGCAGGCAAGUUGGGGCAGUCCUCAGGGAGAUGGCAAUCCACACUCGACUGGGCAGACCCCAAUGCUGUGAGCCCCACAGCAAGGCCCCAGGUCUCUGGCCAUCCUGUUCUGCUCUCUCUUGCAGGUGUCCACUUCACAGGGUUCCUGAUCGUGCCCUUGGACAGCCACCCCUUCUCAGUCUCUGGUCUGGCCAGACUCCGCAAACCUGCUUCCGCAAUGGGUGGGUUGUGAGUGCUGGUAACGAGGAGCUGUGGGCCCAGCCAGCCUUGGAGAUGCCGAAAAGACGGGACAUCCUUGCGAUUGUCCUCAUCGUACUGCCCUGGACACUACUUGUCACCGUGUGGCACCAGAGCACCAUCGCGCCUCUGCUCACCACGCACAAGGAUGACGGCAGUGACCCCCGGCGCGACGCGCCCCCGGGUGCUGACCCCCGGGAAUACUGCAUGUCGGACCGUGACAUCGUGGAGGUAGUGCGCACGGAGUACGUGUAUACACGGCCCCCGCCGUGGUCGGACACACUGCCCACCAUCCACGUGGUGACGCCCACCUACAGCCGCCCGGUGCAGAAGGCUGAGCUGACGCGCAUGGCCAACACGCUGCUGCACGUGCCCAACCUGCACUGGCUGGUGGUGGAGGACGCGCCGCGCCGGACCCCGCUAACCGCACGCCUGCUGCGCGACACCGGCCUCAACUACACGCAUCUGCACGUGGAGACGCCCCGCAACUAUAAGCUGCGCGGCGACGCCCGCGACCCGCGCAUCCCUCGGGGUACCAUGCAGCGCAACCUGGCCCUGCGCUGGCUGCGUGAGACUUUCCCGCGCAACUCCAGCCAGCCGGGCGUGGUGUACUUCGCCGACGACGACAACACCUACAGUCUGGAGCUCUUUGAGGAGAUGCGCAGCACCAGGAGGGUGUCUGUGUGGCCCGUUGCCUUCGUUGGUGGCCUUCGGUACGAGGCCCCACGGGUCAACGGGGCAGGGAAGGUGGUCGGCUGGAAGACAGUGUUCGACCCACACCGACCAUUUGCAAUAGACAUGGCUGGAUUUGCCGUCAACCUGAGGCUCAUUCUACAGCGUAGCCAGGCCUACUUCAAGCUGCGUGGUGUGAAAGGAGGCUACCAGGAAAGCAGCCUCCUCCGAGAACUUGUUACCCUCAAUGACCUGGAGCCCAAGGCAGCCAACUGCACCAAGAUCCUGGUCUGGCACACACGGACAGAGAAGCCAGUGCUGGUGAAUGAGGGGAAAAAAGGCUUCACUGACCCUGCUGUGGAGAUCUGAGCCCCAGGAUACAGGAGCCUCCUUCUCAGAUCCUGUGCCUGGCCUUCCAUCUUCUCCCCAUGACUGAUGGUCCCUCCGAGGCAAACUCCUAAGGAAUCACCAUCAUUCUACUUUCUAUUCUGGGAGCUUCAGAGAGAGCCCAGCUUGAUGCCAGGACAAAGGACGGAGAACCUAAAGCACAGAAAUCCCAGACCUGUUGUUCUCUUCCAUCUAGCAUGACCAGGGGCCCAGCUGCUAGCCAAGCCAUGCCAGCCAGCGAACCAGUGCCCCAGCAUGCCUCCCCAGAGCUUCCUGCACUGACAGGGCCUGCGGGAGCAGACACAAUGGGCACUGAAGCCCUGGAGUGAGGCCAGGCUGGGAGAGAGGUGAAAAGACCCUGGCUGUCAAGUGCAGUGUGGCCUUCCCUGGCUCCCUGCUCCUGGGGCCCAGCAUGACCGCACAGGCCAUCCGGCCAGGGAAUUCUGAAGACUGGAGAGCAGCCCCCUGCCCAGGCAUCAGGAACACCCCCUCCCCUCCUCAGAGAGCUGCUCUCAAGUAGACAUACCUCUCUGGCUUUCCUCUGGUUCUCAUUUCCAGAGCAUAAGUCUGUCUUUGAUCCCAACUGAUGACCACCCUGCAUGAGGGGAACCUGAGCCUGCCAUCAGGCUCCCCCAUACCUCAGGCUGUGGUAGGAGUGGAGCCCCUUACUCUGGCCCCACAUCCCCAAGCCUGCUCCUUCCAGUACAGAGAAGGAGGUGGGCCCUUGAGCCAGCACAGGUCAUGGACUGACCUGGACUAAGACCAUGCAGGUUUCUGUCUAGACACUGCCUCCCCACUGUCCACUGGGCUCCAGGGCCCCUCGCCUGGGCUGGGACUGGGGAGGUUAGGAGCCCUCUUUCUGGAGCUCUUGAGAACCACAGACCUCAGGGGCUAACGUGAGCCAGGGGUGGACAAGGUGGAAAGAAGAGGGAGGUAGGGGCAGGUAGGGGCAGCUCCUCUGGUUGGGAGGGGUGGGAGGGAGGGGUAAGGGCCUUGGGUUAACAGAAGGAUUUGUGGAAAAGGGGCAGAGAUCAUCUGGACCCUGAGGGGAAAGGAAACCUGAGCACACACUACUUUGGAAAAUCAUUCUAUUUUAAACACAUAAUGGGAAUGAAAACCUCCCUUGUCCCUAAGUUGAGAGCAUGAGGAAUAAGCCUGCUGCUUGUCCUCCUCUCUCCCCAGUUACCCACCCCCAAGAGAAAGAACAGUGUGCAUGUGUUGCCCCCUGUACCAGGAGAGGCCCCUGACAGGGACAGGCCUCUUCUGAUUCUCUCACUCAUGCUCCUGAAAGUUGGAAGCACAAUUUUCCUCCCAAGUGGAGGAAAGGGAAAGGCCUGAGCCUACUGAAGAGGUGUUUAUUUUUUAACGCUAACAGCCCCCCCCCCCCCCGUUUAAACUCACAGGACCAGUCUGAGGACUGCUGAGAACCCACUCCUGGGUGGGUGGGUAGGAGUCAGUCCAGCAACCUAACAUUCAAAAAAUAGCCUUGGCUGCCGAUUUUGAAAUGGAUUUAACUUCCCACAGCAUUCGUGAAACCAUCCAGUGGGAUCCUGUCUGUGAGAACCCUGAGACACCUUGUGAGACGUUCCCCCAGACUCUUACACUUUCGAUGGCGGCUCUGGAAUCAACCCCUCGGAGCCAAGUGGGGUGGUGCGGGAGGGAAGGGAGGAGAUGUGCACAGGGCACCCACCAAACGGGUGAAUUUAUGCCCAGGCACGGCACUGCCUCACUCACCAAAACCAGCCCUGAAUGCUCAGGUCAGCCUGGCUGGUCUUAGGCCACCUUCUUAGCCAAAAACCCAGGGCUCAUUUUUCAGGAAAUUGAUAAUGAACAACAAAAUGGGAUAUCCUCUCUCGGUUUUUGUUUUUGUUUUUUUGGCAGAUGCUAUUUCUGUUGUUUCCACCUAAUAGCCUCUCUCUUAGCUGCAUGUGUAUUUAUUUAUAAUUAUAAUCCUGGUGGACUGCAGCUUUCAUCUUUGUUGGGAAUGAGUUUUUUCCAAAUCAGAGCUGGGUCCAUUACAACAAUUUGUUUCCCAGACCCAGUCUGUUCCUGCUCCCCACCACAAAGGAGUGAGGCUGGGGGCUCAGAGCCCCGAGAACAGAGCCUAUGGGGGAGGGCAGAGCCCAUGCAGCUGCACCAUCUGGUCUGUUUUAAUUUAACUGUAUUUAAUUUGUUUCCAAAAUUAAAAGUCAAACAUGGUUUUUAACAGCCCUAA
This is a messenger RNA of Mustela erminea (ermine), 6840 nucleotides long. It is a transcript of the gene B3GAT1, whose product is annotated as beta-1,3-glucuronyltransferase 1. NCBI's taxonomy places the organism in Eukaryota, Metazoa, Chordata, Mammalia, Carnivora, Mustelidae. The record is from RefSeq and is a predicted model, not a curated record. Gene Ontology annotation, biological process: chondroitin sulfate proteoglycan biosynthetic process; carbohydrate metabolic process. The transcript is spliced from 6 exons. Gene Ontology annotation, molecular function: galactosylgalactosylxylosylprotein 3-beta-glucuronosyltransferase activity. The coding region runs from base 3297 to 4607 and encodes 436 amino acids. Gene Ontology annotation, cellular component: Golgi membrane.